Molecule: messenger RNA, 1629 nt
Organism: Talaromyces marneffei
Lineage: Eukaryota; Fungi; Ascomycota; Eurotiomycetes; Eurotiales; Trichocomaceae
Exons: 2
Coding region: 1-1629 (542 amino acids)
Biological process (GO): autophagosome assembly; cellular response to nitrogen starvation; autophagy
Cellular component (GO): phagophore assembly site; phosphatidylinositol 3-kinase complex, class III, type I; phosphatidylinositol 3-kinase complex, class III, type II
Source: RefSeq, a predicted model, not a curated record
AUGUAUUGUCAAAAGUGCCGCACACCGCUCAAGCUUGAUGGGUCUCUCGAGGCUCUCAAUCCUGCCGCCUUCGACCUACUUGUUGGUUCUACAGGGAAGUCUCUUCCAGAGCAUCCUGACCAUGCGACCUCUCAUAUACAAGCUUAUCCUCACGAACGUCGCGAGUCGUACGAUCGUGUCUCCAGACAUGCCAAUGCUCCUAUAUAUCGACGCUCAAUCCCCCCACCGCGCGAUGGCGGCGCACAUCCAGCACCCCCGAAACUGAGUCAUGGUGAGAGCAGUGGUGGGAUGUCUUUUGUGAUGCUUUCCGAAUCUCAACUUGCGCCGCCACAACUGUCUACUGGGAUGAAUGGGGAUGGUUUUGCGUCGCACGCGCAAGGCAACGGAGUUGCAAAGACGACCGCUGGCCGCGAGACAAAGCACCAAUCAUUAUCGGACGAGGCUGAAAAAGCCGCGAGAUUGUUCGAUAUCAUUUCUGCCCGUUCCGAUAUCGACCAUCCAAUUUGUACGGAAUGUACCGACCUACUUGUGGAGGGACUACAUAAGAGGCUGGCGAGUACUACGAAGGAACGGGAUGCAUACAUCUCAUUCUUGAAGAAUAUUAAUGCAUCAAUACCGACAGAGGCCGAAGUGGAAGCAGCCGAGAAAAGUCUAAAGUCUACAUUGCAGGAAGAGGAAGCCGCUUAUCAGGAACUGCUCGCUUUGGAGAAAGAAAAGGCCGAUCUCGAUCGCGAAAUAGCCGAUCUGGAGGAGGAAUCACGACAAUUAGAUCUUGACGAAGAGGAGUUUUGGAGGGAGCGCAAUACAUUCGCGCUAUCUUUGACUGACUUUCAGGAUGAACGAGAUGCUCUGAAUAUGCGAUAUGACCAUGACUCAAGGCAGCUUGAAAGACUUCAAAGAACCAAUGUUUAUAACGACGCCUUUUGUAUCGGCCACGAUGGAUUUUUUGGAACCAUCAAUGGACUACGCCUGGGUCGUCUGGCGAACCCAUCUGUCGACUGGGCAGAAAUCAACGCGGCCUGGGGCCAAACGUGUCUCCUGCUAGCGACAAUAGCCGAGAAGCUGGAUUUUCAGUUCCGUGGUUACCGUUUGAAGCCUAUGGGAUCCAAUUCAAAGAUUGAGAAAUUCGAAGAUUCAGCGCAGAACUCAAGCCAGUCAUCUAGUCAAGCAGUGCCAGGUGCGGACAGUUCGUCCAGCGCUCAAAAGUCUACUGUCCUCGAUCUUUUCUCGUCUGGUGACAUGCCAUUGAACCUCCCAUGGAUCCAUCGACGUUUUGACGCUGGAAUGGUCGCCUUUUUGGAAUGUCUGCGCCAAUUGGGUGUAUAUGUUGAAAACACUCCUGUGCCUGCAGCCAGCCGGCGAGGACAGCAGGGUAUCAACACAACGGGUCUCAAGCUUCCCUACGAGAUUAAGCGCGACAAGAUCGGUGAUGCAAGCAUCAAGCUGGGAUUCAAUCAGAAUGAUGAGACUUGGACACGAGCAUGCAAGUAUACACUUACGUGUUGCAAGUUUCUCUUGGCUCAUGCUAGCAAUGUGGCGAGUAUAGCUGCCAGCAAUUCGCCUGCACUGGGCGGCCCGACUAGCCCAUCUACAAGUCAAAGAGAUGCAAGAGGUCAGACUUCCAAGUGA